GAAACCCAUGGUCCACGCUGUUCUGGGUAUCUAUGGUAACACUGCAGCUUGUUACACAUUCUCCACACCCACCACUCUCAUUACACUGCACAGAGCUCCGGCCAUCUUUCUCAUUUGCCAGGCAUUUCCUGAGAAACGGGGAGCUCUGCAUCUCCUGCUUCCACUCUUCCCCUUACUGAGGAAAGUGCUCUCGGUGACUGGGACCGGCACAAUUCCAAGCACCUGAGUCACACACAGCAGAGUCUUCAGACUUCCAAAGAGGAACCCACAGCAGGAAGAGGUCAGCAGGAAAGGGUGAGGCUUGUGGAAACUUGAGACACUUCAGCUACCCAACUUAGUAUUGGCUCAGAAUUCUUUGAGCACUGAUAAAACUCUGAGUGAUUACUGCCCUUGUGUUAGAUCAGUGUAUAUAGAGAGGGAACAAUGGCUGUGACACUGUUAGAAGAUUGGUGCAAGGGUAUGGACCUGGAUCCCAGGAAAGCCCUGCUAAUUGUGGGCAUCCCUAUGGAGUGUACUGAGGCUGAAAUUAAGGAGACCUUGAAGGCAGGCUUACAUCCCCUGUGUACAUACAGGAUGCUAGGCAGAAUAUUCAGGAGGGAAGAUAAUGCUAAGGCAGUCUUCAUUGAAUUGGCUGACACUGUCAACUAUGCUGCUAUACCCAGUCAGAUACCAGGAAAAGGGGGUGCCUGGGAAGUAGUGGUAAAACCUCGGAACCCAGAUGAUGAAUUUAUCAAUAGGCUGACUUACUUCCUGAAAGAUGAAGGCCGGAGAAUGGUAGAUGUGGCCAAAACUCUGGGGUAUAGCACCCUUCCCAUUGAGAGCAUAGAGCCAGAGGACUUGGACCAAGUCAAACCACCAGUUUUUCAGCCUCUGAGGGAAAACAUGUGGUACCGAAAGCUGAAAGUGUUUUCAGGAGGUGCUCUCCCAGGUUCAGGGGAAGAGAGUUUUGAAGCCUGGCUAGAGCAGGUCACUGAGAUGAUGCAGAUGUGGCAGGUGUCAGAGAUAGAGAAGAGGCGUCGCCUGCUAGAGAGCUUGCGUGGUCCCGCACUGUCAAUCAUGCGGGUGCUCCUGGCUAAUAAUGACUCCAUGACUGUGGAGCAGUGCCUGGAUGCCCUAAAGCAGAUCUUUGGGAAUAAAGAGGACUGUAGAACCUCACAGUUCAGGUUUCUUCAGACUUCCCAGAAGUCUGCAGAGAAGAUCUCUGCUUUUUUGCUGCGCUUAGAGCCCCUGCUGCAAAAAGCUGUGCAGCAAAGCCCAUUGUCAGUGCAAAGCACAGACAUGAUUCGCCUCAAACAUAUUCUAGCUCGGGCCUCCAUGACUGCUGCCCUCCGGGGCAAACUUGAGCUCUUAGAUCAGCGAGGGUGCCCACCCACUUUUCUGGAAUUAAUGAAGCUCAUUCGAGAUGAAGAGGAGUGGGAGACCACCAUGGCAGUGAUGAAAGAGAAACAGAGGCAAGUAGGAAGGGGCCGCAGGGCCUCUGGCAGGCAGGUAGUAGCAGAAGUAGGUUACUCUGCAGUUCAGGUCACCAUGCAGGCAGGGUGUUUCAGCGAAAACAGCACCCAGACUGCACAGGAAGAUGUGUCCCCAUCACUGAAGCGCAGGCGACUGUCAUGUGAACUCUGUACUAUGGGAAAAGGCCAUGGCCAGGCAGAAUGUCCCAAAGCUGAGGACCAAUCUCCACCCAUGCUGAGGCCUAAAAUUGCUGAAGAAGGGUCGGGAAACGAGGAAGGGGCUGGGGGCAUGAGCCACCCCAAGCCCUAGGAAGCACAGGCUCAGGAGAUCCAGGCACUCCUUUCCCUGGCAAGCAGCAGACAGAUCUUAAAAAGGGGAAGGAACAGCCCAGACAAAGAUCAGGAGACCCAAGUGAGGUAGGAUAUAGCCAGCAGGCCCAGGUCAAGGCUCCUCUCCCUUUCCCAGUGGGAAGGGACUCUAUCGAACAGGACAAAAGCACAUGCAUCUCAGGGAAGGCCCAGUGCAGAGCCCGCAGGAAGUGUCACAGACCAAAGCAGGGAGCUGCCACACCCUGCACAUGGGAAUCUCAAGCCUCACACAGAGACCCCAGCGAUACAGAGUAUGAAGACAGUGAGACGGUGGGCUCUGACAUGCAUGUCUGCAAUGUCAUCUGGCCACCUCCAAGUUCCUACACUACAGACUCAGAGCUAACGAUGCCAACCAGACACCAGGAUACAUGGAGCGUGGAGGAGCCUGCCCUGGGGCCAUCUGUGUCAGAAGGAGCCAAUUCCUCGGAGGAAGAGCUCCAAGAUAGAGAAGUAAUGCUCCGCAGGGGAGGUCGCAGGGUCCAACCUGUCUUCAGGAUCAUCUACACUGCUCUAGGGGAGCCCCAGGAAGGCAGUACCCUUGAGCCCUUCCGCCCAUAAAGGCCGGGUCUCCAGACCCCAAAGCCCUGGGAGCCCAGCACCAUCCCAGAGGCAGUUUCCUUUCCUGCAGCCUGACAGGGCUGUACGGGCAAGGACACCAAAGACUAAGAAGACCCCCAGGUGGGGGCAUUGGCACCCACUAGGUCAGUGCCCCCAGAGCUGGCUUAGGCGUGAUUGGAUAUAGAAGGCAGCUUUUGCUCCAAACACGAGGAGGUAGGAAAGGAGUGGGAGGAGUAUGAGGGAGGACUUGGAGGGGGGCAGUUUGUUCUGUUUUGUCUGUGCAGGACCACUGGAGAAGUGGAGAGAGCAAGCAGGGAGAAGUGGGGCCUGGCUUGGCAACUCACAAUUCAAGAGCUGCCAACCCAGGGUCAGCCCCAAGCCCUGCCAGCCUAGGGUGGCCAGCCUUGAAGCACUACUCAGCGGCCAUCCAUAGCCUGGAUGAGGGCACCUGAGUACACCUGCCACCUGCACCGGACUGGGAGACGUCGGGGAAGAGAGUCCAUCUCAAGGGUGCCAGCUGCCUGGCUCUCCCAACAGGCAAAACCCCAACCCGAUUCACCGUCCCCGGGGCAGGGUGCUCCUGUCCCUGUCCCUGGAGGCCCACCUUGUCUGUAAGCCCCAUAGUGACCCACCUCAAGCAAACGCCCACCCCCACGCUAGCCACCGUUCCUGUGCAAAGCCGUGAGGUGUGUGUCAACCCCGGGCAGAGGACCGUGCCCUCGCGGCCGGCCACCUCCAGGCCCGGGCACGUGCCGUGAGCUUCCGGGCGAGCCAAGGCUCUGCUCGCUCCUGUCCAGUGUCGUGAGCUCAACCUCUGCUUUCUCAGUGUAGAUCUAGGCCAGCUGCCUGCCUGCCGCUUGUUCUCGUGGAGAUGUGUGUGUGUGUGUGUGUGUGUGUGUGUGUGUGUGUGUGUCUGUGUUCUUAUCUGAGCAGCUCCUCCCAGGAGGCCCUGAGCCCAGUCCCCAGGAGUCGGAGGCGGGAGCCGGCGCGAAGGAUGGACGGCUAGGGCGUGGUGGACGCUCACCCCCUCGGUGAUCAAGACCGCGGCCUCACCUCGGGCAGGAAGCACUGGACCUUAGAUGGAGGGGCAGGGCCAGGGACUGUGCUUGGACGUUCCACCCCCGUUGUUCCUUGUGACUCAGUUUCCUUGGCUUGGGGGGAGGGUGUUCCCUGUUAUGCUUUCCACUGUCCUGUGACCGUUCUGUGCCAGCCAUAGGGCAAGGGCCACCCCACAGCAAGUCAGCCCCUCAGGGGGCUCCCGGAAUGGAAGUGAGUGUUCAUUGCCAGAGGCCAUUGUCCUGGCAAGAGGCAGUUCUGGGGUCCUCAGAAAGGGAGACUGUGGUGGGAGGGCCCCAGCGUGGAGACAGAGGCGGCUCUUCGUCUGCAGCCCCAGGAGGGGGAGGCCCGGGACCUGUGGCCUCGAGUGGUCGUGAAAAGUCCCUUUAGGUGUUGUCAUCCCUUCUCUUCAAUGGUUCAGUGUUUCUGUUUAAUAAAUUUUGUGAAAUGUU
Molecule: messenger RNA, 3886 nt
Organism: Ictidomys tridecemlineatus (thirteen-lined ground squirrel)
Lineage: Eukaryota; Metazoa; Chordata; Mammalia; Rodentia; Sciuridae
Gene: Pnma5
Product: PNMA family member 5
Source: RefSeq, a predicted model, not a curated record